Messenger RNA from Peronospora matthiolae, 735 nucleotides. The record is from the annotation of a GenBank genome assembly. NCBI's taxonomy places the organism in Eukaryota, Oomycota, Peronosporomycetes, Peronosporales, Peronosporaceae.
AUGACUCUCGCUGCUCCGAAAGUACUCGUUCCUGAGUCGAUUCUCAAGAAGCGUCGCACGCUUCAGCAAGUGAAGGAAAAACGCGCGGCCAAGUCUGUUGCUGACAAGAGCCACCGCAAGAAGGUCCGUCAGAUUGCCUUCAAGAGCGCGGAAAAGUACAUCAAGGAGUACCGUCAGCUUGAAAAGCAGAAUGUGGUUCUGCGUCGCCAGGCUAAGUCCACUGGCAACUUCUUCGUUCCCGCUGAAGCCAAGUUUGCGUUUGUGAUGCGUAUUCGUGGUAUCAUCGGCGUUUCGCCGAAGGUGCGCAAGAUUUUGCAGCUUUUGCGUCUGCGCCAGAUCCAGAACGGCGUGUUUGUGAAGCUGAACAAGGCCACCAUCAACAUGCUGCGUCUGGUCGAGCCUUUCGUCACGUACGGCUACCCGAACCUGAAGGUGACUCGCGAGCUCAUUUACAAGCGAGGAUUCGGCAAAGUCCGUGGCCAGCGUAUCCCGCUGAUGGACAAUGCUAUCAUUGAGAAGUCUCUUGGUCAUGUCGGUAUCAUUUGUAUCGAAGACCUGAUCCAUGAGAUCUUCACCGUGGGUGAGAACUUCAAGCAGGCUGCCAACUUUUUGUGGCCAUUCCAGCUGUCGUCUCCUAACGGAGGGUACACGAAGAAGCUGCUGCACUUCGCAGAGGGCGGUGACGCUGGUAACCGCGGUGCCGAGAUCAACAAGUUCAUCAAGCAGUGUCUGUAG